Messenger RNA from Polistes canadensis, 969 nucleotides. Its product is annotated as 28 kDa heat- and acid-stable phosphoprotein-like. The record is from RefSeq and is a predicted model, not a curated record. NCBI's taxonomy places the organism in Eukaryota, Metazoa, Arthropoda, Insecta, Hymenoptera, Vespidae. The coding region runs from base 195 to 779 and encodes 194 amino acids. Gene Ontology annotation, molecular function: RNA binding. Gene Ontology annotation, cellular component: cytosol. The transcript has 6 exons.
CGUGUAACGCAUUCAUUCUUCUCGCAUUGGCUUGCAGUGAAUACAUAUGUAGGAGUAAUAUAGUCCUUUCUUUGCGUAGUCGAUAUUACAUUACCGGCGUGUUUUUUAGUUUACGUAGUUAUUCACAUUAGUUAUGUUAGUCUACGUUUGAAUUUGCUAUCAUCAAGCUACCAUUAGUUUUAUAAACACAAAUAAUGCCACGAGGAAAAUUUGUCAAUCACAAAGGCCGUAAUCGCCACUUUACGAAUCCCGAGGAAUUGGAAGAACAACGUCGUCAGGAAGAAGAAAAACGUCAAUGGAGAAAAAAUAAAGGUAAUGAGUCAUCUAGCGAGGAAGAAGUAGAACCCAAAGCACGUGGGAGUAGGAACAAAUCGAAAAAUGACAGCGAGACUGAUACUGAAACUGAAUCGGAGUCUGAAUCAGAAACAGAGGGUAAAGCGAAAGGAGUUGAGAAUUUAAUUCAGGUGGAGAAUCCAAACAGAGUACAAAAAAAAGCAAAAAAAUUAUCGCAACUGAAUCAAUCAUUAGAUUCUGAAAAGCCUGAAUUGUCGCGAAAAGAAAAAGAGCAGUUAGAAAAGCAAAGGGCCUAUGCAAAUUAUCGGAAAUUGCAUGCUGCUGGAAAAACCGAUAAGGCUAGAGCGGAUUUAGCACGGUUAGCAAUAAUUAAACAACAACGAGAAGAAGCUGCAAAACGAAGAGAAGAUGAGAAGAAACAAAAAGAAUUAGCACAACAAAAGAAAACUGAAUUGACACAAAAGGCAUUGGGUAAAAGAACCUAGAUUAUUAAAAUCAUUCAAAUUAAAUUACACCAUUAUCUAUGUGUUAUAUUAUGCUAAUUUCCUAUACAAUUCAAACCUACUUUCAUAUUAUGGAAAUUGAAUUAAAUGACUAUGAGUAAAUAUGUACUCUAAGCAUUUGAUGGGUAUAUCCUAAAUUGUUUAAAUAAAAUUACUGUAAUAAUAUUUAAAA